CCCAAUGCCCAGUACUCAGUCAUCUAUAUUAAAGCCCUGCUGACUGAGUGCUCAGCUCUUACUGCUGUUACUGCCAGGAAGAGGGUGUGGACUUAACUGGCUGGUUAAACAUUCCACUGCCUAAAUACAGAACCCUUCCUUUCUCUCAUUCAACAGCAAACUGACUCAGACCACAGAGGAUAGCUACUGGAUACCAUAACACCAUGGCUCCCCAGUUGUUGCCGUUGUUGUCGCUGGUCUCAACUCUCUACCUGGUGGCCCAGGGACAGGAGCAGCCUCAACCCAUAGAGGAGGACCCUAUCACAGCGAAGAACAUCCAGCUUCUGGGUGGCUGGUUCAGCAGAGACCCAGAGAGCCUGGAGGUGCAGACCACUGCUAAAGCUGCUGUGGACCACUUUAACACCCAGUCUAACGCCAAGAAAUUCUUCAGACUGAUCAAUGUCAUCUCCGCUGAGACUCAGGUGACUAACAUGAUCAACUAUAGGAUCGAGGUGAUCAUCGGGAAGACCAAGUGCCUCAAGACAGAGCACAACUCAGAUGUGGAGUCCUGUGUUCUGGGGAAAAAGCGCCUGACAUGUACGUUUGAGGUGUGGUUUAACCCUCGCAAUGAAAAGUACGAGAUCUCCAACUCCUCUUGCCAAAAGCAAAUCUGACUCCAGAUCAGUUUCAACCAACAACUACAUGAUCUGUCCUCUUCCUCCUGUAAUAAGUAACACUGACCCUAGACCAGUCAUCACCGUCUACUGACUACCUGAACAUGACAAUGACUAUCUACAGAGUUACGCUACAAUGAAAUGCUUCAUCAAUGAAUGACUUGACUUUUCAAAACUGCUUAGAUUUCUUUUAGGAUUUGAUGUGAUUUUGUUUCUAAUAAAAUUGUUUUCAACUGACAUUA
Oncorhynchus kisutch (coho salmon) is the source of this 895-nucleotide messenger RNA. Its product is annotated as CY domain-containing protein. The record is from RefSeq and is a predicted model, not a curated record. Gene Ontology annotation, cellular component: cytoplasm; vesicle. Bases 204 to 653 code for a protein of 149 amino acids. Lineage: Eukaryota; Metazoa; Chordata; Actinopteri; Salmoniformes; Salmonidae. Gene Ontology annotation, molecular function: cysteine-type endopeptidase inhibitor activity. The transcript has 5 exons.